AUGUCCGAAUCUCCAACGCAGCAUCGACAGCUGGUGCCGGGACCUUCUCCCCUAAAUGAGAGAUCCUCCCGCGAGUCUUUUACAGAGGAGCGCCGGGGUUCCCUGGAUUCCACCAAGAAGCGCGUGUCUAUGGCAUGCACGGCGUGUAAAAAAUCAAAGCGGAAGUGCUCCGGUACACGACCAUGUGACAACUGCCGCGCAUUUGAUCGAGAAUGCAUAUUCGACGAGACACUCGACCAGAGGCGCCGGGUAGCAGCGAGGCGGACGGCCGACGAACUGAACUACCACCGCGACCUGUUUAACGAUCUUCUUAGGGUUCUACGAGCAGAAGACCGGUCUCAUACUGCAAAAAUGCUAGAUAUCAUACGCCGCGAUGCGACAAAUGAAGAGUUACGCACAAAUAUCGACCAGAUACUUGUCAUCACUGGUGGAAAGGUGGAAGAGAGCGAACAGACUGUCCGUAAACUCGAGGAUAUACGGUCCUCCUUGACCGAGGGUGCGACACAGUCAUGGCGGCCCCAGGUUAUGGAUAUUCAUUAUCUGUGCGACGAAUUGCCCUUCCGGGUUCCUGCACAACCGUGGACGAAUGUCACAACAAACUCUGAUCUCGUCUCGCAUCUUGUGUCGCUGUACUUCACGUGGGACUAUCCAUCUCACUCCUUCUUGGAUCGUGAUGUGUUCCUUAGGCACAUGGUCCUCGGAGAUUUGAAUUCGGAGCUUUGCAGUCCGUUCCUUGUCAAUGCACUGCUUUCCAAUGCAUGCCACUUUUCCAACUACUUGGAGGCCUAUACCAAACCGGGCGAAAUCGCGACCAAAGGAGAUGAUUUUUUAGCAGAGGCCGAGCGGUUGAGAGACGAGGAGCCAGCAAAGAUAACACUGACUCACUUACAAGGCCUUUUGUUGUUAUAUGAAAAGUACUCUCUUUCUGGAAAGAAUGAUCUCGGAUAUAAAAUGCUACACGAAGCAAUCUGGACCGGGCAGAACAUGGAACUUGUUGGCAACAGAAGACCCGAAUUCCCCACGGAUAGCAAUUUCUCGGGGGAUAUGGAAGCAUCUCUAAGGCAAACUGCCUGGGGUUUGUUUCACAUUGAUACCGUUGUGCACACCGACUUCUUACGGGCCAGUCUGAUCAUGUAUGUCUACAAAAGGCGGCCUGACAAACGUGAAGAGACAGCAUUCUGGUGGCCGUACCCCACUCACCAAAGCCUGCAGAAGUCGUACCUCGUUGAAUACCUUGACAUGUCGUACGAUCUGUGUCUGAUCGCGCGAGACAUGUCCCAGAGUCUUUUCAGGAUUGAUAGGAGAAGGCCUUCCGCAGACGAACAAGUCAGGGUUAAAGAUUAUUUCUAUGAGAGACUGCGUACUUGGGGCGACGCACUGCCUACUACUUUCACUAUUGAACACGAACCACCGCCAUACGUCCUUUUGCUGAAGAUGCGGUAUCAUACCCUCGUUAUCAAUCUCUUCCUAUAUCACGAUGAGGAUGAAAUACUAGGAAGUACCACAGGGGUCAUGAAAACCCCCGAAAGCCCGACAACCCCCAGUCCUUACAAUAAGCGCAACAUCACCCAGUCAGCCGCCAGGGCAAUUGCCGUCCUUACGCGCCAGUACCGGCGAGAGUUUGGUUUGGCUUACGCCCACCAUUUCGCCAUCUACGCCGUUAAUCUGGCCUUAUUCGUGCUGGUGGAGCAGUGCGGCACAUUUGACAUACUUGAUAGUGACUUCCUGUCCCUUGCAAGCGCUUACUCUAGUAUGGCCAGUCGGUCCCAUAUAGGACGGAAUAUGUUUCAUCUCUUCCGGCAAAAUGUCCGCGCCAAAUGCCAAGGAAGCCGACUGCGCCAUUCCAAUACAGUAAUUGAGGAGGUCAAGACACUGUUUGACGAGGAGUGUACGUCGCCGUCGGUUUUCGACGAGUUUUCUGAUGGCCUAGAAAAGUUGGAUGCGGACGAGCGAUAUCGCGUGCUCGGCGCGCACCGUUUGUCUGAUAUGCUUGAUCGAUACGAGACUCUAAGUCUCGGUAAGGACGAAAUCGCGCUUGGGAGGUGCUUUGAGCGCCUCGCUGCGGGAUAG
Molecule: messenger RNA, 2070 nt
Organism: Aspergillus puulaauensis
Lineage: Eukaryota; Fungi; Ascomycota; Eurotiomycetes; Eurotiales; Aspergillaceae
Exons: 5
Coding region: 1-2070 (689 amino acids)
Biological process (GO): DNA-templated transcription; regulation of DNA-templated transcription
Molecular function (GO): zinc ion binding; DNA-binding transcription factor activity, RNA polymerase II-specific; DNA binding
Source: RefSeq, a predicted model, not a curated record